GCCCCCGGCGGGUCCGGGACGCGGCCCGGGCGCGACGCGCCCGGCCGCCCGCCAGCGAGCGCCGCAUGGCGGACGCCGGCGCCGAGGGCGCGGCCGGCCACAUCCAGCUGAAGGUGAAGGACCAGCAGGGCAGCGAGGUUCAGUUCAAGAUCAAGAAGUCCACGCCCCUCCGUAAGCUGAUGGACGCCUACUGCAGCCGCCUGGGCCUCCAGGCGUCGCAGGUCCGCUUCAUGGUGGACGGCGAGCGCAUCGCCCCGGACGACACCGCGGAGAAGCUGGGGCUGGAGGACGAGGACCUGAUCGACGUGGCCAUGGAGCAGACCGGGGGGGGGCGCUGA
Messenger RNA from Prorocentrum cordatum, 338 nucleotides. Lineage: Eukaryota; Dinophyceae; Prorocentrales; Prorocentraceae. The record is from the annotation of a GenBank genome assembly.